Melanotaenia boesemani (Boeseman's rainbowfish) is the source of this 5404-nucleotide messenger RNA. RefSeq lists its product as uncharacterized. Lineage: Eukaryota; Metazoa; Chordata; Actinopteri; Atheriniformes; Melanotaeniidae. Gene Ontology annotation, molecular function: transmembrane transporter activity. Gene Ontology annotation, biological process: transmembrane transport. The record is from RefSeq and is a predicted model, not a curated record. Gene Ontology annotation, cellular component: membrane. Bases 173 to 1792 code for a protein of 539 amino acids. The transcript has 10 exons.
GCAGACAGCCCCGCUCUUCACUACAAACAGCUGCAGGUCGCUGUCAGAGUGGUUCUCAGCACAGGUGUGACUGCUGCUUCUCUUCCUGUUAAUCAUCGGCCUCUCUCACCAUGUCUGUCAACAUCUGAAGCAGUUUUAACAUUAAAAGCUGCUCAGGUACAAAGCUAGAAAAAUGAAUUUUGAUGAAGUCCUCAGACUUAUUGGAGGCUUUGGGAAGUUCCAGAAGAUCCUGUAUGUGUGGAUCUGUGUACCUCAGAUCUUCCUGGCGUUCCACAUGCUGGUGUCAGUGUUCACCGGGGCUGUUCCUCCACAUUUAUGCCGCUCUGCGUGGCCCUCAGCAGGCGAUCCAGCCUCUCUGAACUCCAGCCUGCUGAGCGGCCACCCUGACCUGUCCUGCAGCGUCUCCCUGAACCAAAGUGGAGCUGUCACCAUUGGAGAUGGACGCCCGACCGUGAGCUGCCAGGGAGGCUGGGAAUACAGCACGGAGACAUUCCAGAGCACCAUAGUAACCGAGUGGGACCUGGUCUGUGACAACGCCAGCCUCAACAACCUGGGCUCGUCCAUCUACAUGUUCGGCCUCCUCGUCGGAGCAAUUGUCUUCGGACACUUGGCUGAUAAAUAUGGUCGCAGGAUCAUCAUCCUCGUUAGCCUGGCCAUCCAAGUCACUUUUGGGGUGGCUGCUGCCUUUGCCCCUAAUUUCUACGUCUACAGCGGCCUUCGCUUCAUGGUUGGAACGUCCAUCUCUGGAGUUAUCAUGAACGCUUUCGUCCUAGGGACAGAAUGGACCGGCUUGAAGCAGCGUAUGUUGGCUGGGAUAAUCACAGACUACUUCUUCGGCUUUGGGUACAUCUUACUGGCUGGCGUGGCGUACCUCAUACGAGACUGGCGUAAGCUACAGCUGGCCAUAUCAGCACCUGGCUUCCUCUUCAUCAUCUACAUCUGGGUUUUACCUAAAUCAGCUCGCUGGUUGAUGGCGAACGACAGGAAAGAGGAAGCAUGGGAAGUGAUCCUGAAGGCAGCACAGAUGAACGGAAAGCCCGUCACCAAAGACCUGGAGAUGUGUCAGCACAUCUAUAACACUGAGGAAAAAGCCACGUUGAAGAAGAAGUACUCCUUCCUCGACCUGGUACGGACUCCAAAUAUGAGGAAGCAGUCUCUGAUCGUCUUUUAUCUCUGGUUUGUGAACGUCCUGGUGUACUACGGCCUGUCCCUCAACAUCUCUGACUUUGGGAUGAACAUCUACCUGACCCAGCUGAUCUUCGGUUUGGUGGAGAUGCCUGCGCGGACCAUCACCCUCUUCACCCUUAACCGCUCGCGCAAGAUCUCUCAGCUGGCCUUCCUCACGGUGGGGGGCUCGGCCUGCCUGCUGACCAUCUUCAUCCCCGCCAACCUGUCCAUCUUCCGAACGGUCCUGGCCAUGAUUGGAAAGUUUGGAAUCACGGCCUCUCUGUCUAUUAUCUACGUCUACUCGGCUGAGGUGUUCCCCACGGUGAUCAGACAAAAUGGAAUCGGCAUUGGCUCCAUGUGUGCACGAUUUGGGGGUGUCCUGGCUCCCAUGAUGUACCUGUUGAGGACCAUCAGCCCUCAUGCUCCCAUGGUUCUCAGCGGCCUCUGUCCCCUGAUUGGCUCCGCCCUCACCUUGCUGUUACCUGAGACAGCCAACAAGCCUCUCCCUGACACGAUUGAGGAUGUGGAAGGAGGCAGCCUCAGUGAUGAGGAAGACGGCGUGAAGACGGGCAUCUUCGACGACCCUGCCAGAAACGCCGCUGUCUGCAGCACCAGGAUGGAUUAGUUUCAGACCACAGCAGCUCUCAGUAUUUUCUAUGUUUUUUUAAAGACAUAAGUCUGUGCUUCCAGUGGAAGUCUCAGUUAGACUUUGUUUUUAUGGGUCUUUGCAAGUUACCCACACUGAAUACUAAAACAGAAAACAUUCUUGCUAUUUUUUCUGUUUGUUUUAUAUGCAGUUUGUGUCCAUUACUGUUUGUUCACCUCAGUUUAUACAGAUCUGAAAGUAGAAUAAACCUCAGUAUUCUACUGAGAAUACUUCAAGUAGAUAUAUCUGUGAAGCAGCUGUAUAUUAUGUCUUUCAUCCAUGAAGUUUAUACUUUAUUCCCUAACACCUGAGAUAUAUGAGUGUGACUUAGUACACCUUCAGGCUUCUGUGGUGUUUGAGUCACUUCAGAGCCACGAACUACUGAUGCAGUCUUCCAAUCAUUUCCUCCGUCUGCACGGUCCUGAGAAAAACUUUUUCUAGCCAGCCCGUGCAACAGAAACCAAACUUUUCCACUGGUGUGUCUUCACUAGCAUCUAUUUUAAACAUAUUAAAUAAAUCAAUUACAUCUGACACAAAACAGAAAAAGAAGCCAACUCUGAGUAUAUAUAUAAAAGAAGCUGGACUUCCACAGCCGACUGAUGUGGUGACAGAACGAGGACUUUUUUCAGGCCCCCAGUGAUAUUUUAGACACUUGUGUUCUUCGCUCUCUGCCAGUAGUUUGGUUUUGGCCCGUUUCCUGAUUCCUUAUGUGUACCCCGGUGAAAAACACCAGCUCUGUGAAGAAAUGGUUUUCCCAGCUUGUUGUGAAGGGCCGUGCCUGGUCUGCAGGAGGCCCUGACUUACCUCCCAACAUUCAUGUUGGACCUGACUUGUUCUGGCUCAUCAGUGUUAUUGUUCUGUCAUUAAUCUGUCAUUCAGCAAGCAGAAGUGAUCAAGGUGUGAGGGUGUGGUUAAAGGCAGGUGGAGGUGUAUAAGACUUUCGAUUUCAAGCUUUUAGGCAGUAGAAUCACUUGCAACGUUUUGGUGUUUUAACUGAACUCUUCAGAUAUUUAAGUGUUUAUUUUUGCUAUUACUUUUUCUGUUUGAAAUUUCAAGAGUCUAAAAGUGAUGUUUAAAAAUUUCAAAUAAAUCAGAAAUUCUGUUGCAAAUUUUUAACACUGCAUAUAGCCUCUUGAAUUUGAGCAAUUCAGUUUAUUAUUUCUCCAGUCCUUGUAUCAGAGCUUGGUCCACAUUGCCGGCAGUAAGGUAAAUCGGAUUAGUUUCAAAGUGACUCCACCAAGGUUGCUCUUUGUCAGUCGAGGUGUUGAGGGGAUCCGGUUUGGUGGCUUUAGGAUUGGGUCUCUGCGUUUUGCUGAAUAUGUGGUUCUAUUAACGUCAUCAGACCGUGAUCUUCAGCUCUCACUGGAGCGAUUCGAAGCAGAGGGUUAAGCAGCUAGGAUGAGAACCAGCACUUCCACAUCCAAGACCAUGGUCUUCAACCAGAAAAGGGUGGAGGGCCUUCUCCUGGUCGGUAAUGAGGUCCUGCCCCAAGUAGAGGAGUUCAAGUAUCUUGGGGUCUUAUUCAGGAGGGAGGGAAGGAUGGAGCGGGAGAUUGACAGGCGGAUCGGUGCGGCGUCUGCAGUGAUGUGGACUCUGCAUUGGUCAGUUGUGGUGAAGAAAGAGCUGAGCUGAAAGGAGAAGCUCUGGAUUUACUGAUCCAGCUAUGUUCCUACCUUUACCUAUGGUCACCAGCUGCAGAUAGUAACCAAAAGAACGAGAAAUUAAAUAAGUUUCCUCCUCAGGAUGUCUGGAUUGUCCUUUAGAGAUAGGGUGAGAAGCUGACUCAUCCAGAAGGAAAUCAAAAUAGAACUGCUGCCCCUCCACAUCCAGAUGAGCUGGUUGAGCACCUGGUUAGGAUGCCUCCUGACACCUCCCUGGUGAGGUGUUCUGGACACGUCCCACCAGUUAGAGACCCCGGGAAGGCCCAUGACAGCCAGAGGGACUAUGUCUCUUGGCUGGCCUGAGGAUGCCUCAGGAUUCCCCCAGAGGAGCUGUAAGAAGUGGGGGGAGCAAGGGAAAUCUUCCCUGCUUAAGCUAGGUACACACAUAAAGAUUAUCUGGCUUUUUUUCCUGAUUUUGCCCUUACUGACCAAGGACAGCAAAUGCCCGAUUAUCUUACGUCUUAAAAGAUUAUACUAAAAGAUAAUGCUAUGGUCUGAGGUGUGUUAACGUAAAUUCGUCCUGACAAUCGGCUCUGAAAAGGGUCGUGGCAAAUAAUCGCAAAUAUUGUUCAGUAUUUACAACCAAAACUCAUCACGUGUGAGUAAAGCCGACGACUCCUGAGUUGUGUCUGUGUGGAUGGUGACGUGGAACGGAACGUAGCCAAUCAGAGAGCGAGCUAGUGUUAAUUUUAUCAGCCAUUAAAUUUAGUGUCAGUUUUAGUCCAGUUUCAAUCGUGCUUAUUAGUUUUUAUCACAUUAAGUCAACCUCAUCCCCUUUUUAUUUAGUCAAGAUUUGGUUGACUUUAAGUCGAGCAUUUUAGUCUUUAUUUUAGUCCAAGAAAACAUAAUUUUAUUUGUGUAGUUUUAGUUUUUUAACAAAAACUGUCAACAUUUUAGUCUAGUUUUAGUCCGAACAAUCAUUUUACCCUUUUACUUUUAUUGUCAGCAGAUAAUAUUGAACAUUGUUAGUAGUAAAUUACAUUGUUAAAUGUAGUUUAACAUUGGUGGUCCCAUGACCACUAUCAUUAUUUGAUCAUGUAUGUCCUCUGCCAUGCUGGGAGUUGUGUUUUCCGGUUGCUGCCAUGGUUCUUCCUUGUUUUUGUUAGAUCACAUUUGAUCACGCAAGAUUUCUGGCUCAGAGAACUAGAUUCUAGAUCGGCUGCAGGACAGAAUCAUUAUGUACGAUCAAAACUGUUCAAUGUACCCAGCUUUAGGCCAAAACUCUGAGAUUGGAUGGAUGGAUUUUCAAAUAUCUGUUUUGGACUCUUGAAUUUCAAACUUUGAAAAAAUUAUAGCAAAAAUAGGUCAUUAAAAGUCUGAAGAGUUAAAUGAAGAUACAAAAAAAAAUCUUUUCACUACAUAAAACUUUACUGUUUGAAAUUAAACAUCUGGUGAAAUGUGAAACGGCUAAAGCCAGAUGGAGGCGUGGUUAAAGCCAGGUGGAGGCGUGGUUAAAGCCAAGUGGCAGUGUAAGCAUGGCUAGAUAGGGGAAGGCGUGGCUAAAGCCAGUUGUGGUGUGGAUAAAUGAAGACUGGCAUGGUGAAAGACAGGUGUAGGGGUGGCUAAAUGUAUUAGCGGCAAGGCUAAAUACCAGUGGAGAUGUUGUUAAAUGCAGUAAGGGCAUGAGUACAGCCAGGUGUAUGUGUGGAGACGUGGUUAAAUGCCGUAGGAGCAUGCUAAAGGCAGGUGGAGGUGUGCAGCAUGCAGAGUUUCUACAGUGUUUACAGUGAAAACCAGCGGUAGAAACUGUCUCUGAGAAGUUACAUCUUCUCUGACAACUCGUCAACAAGUACUUGAUACGCUACCUGAAAAACAUGUUUUACACGACACAGAUGUGCAGCCAUAUAUUUUGACAUUUACAUGUGAUUUUGCUCACGAUGAUGUUUGUUUUUAUUGACUGUAGUUGUACAAUAAAGAUUUGUUAAGAGAA